This is a messenger RNA of Callithrix jacchus (white-tufted-ear marmoset), 2644 nucleotides long. It is a transcript of the gene TTLL3, whose product is annotated as tubulin tyrosine ligase like 3. Gene Ontology annotation, cellular component: axoneme; microtubule cytoskeleton. Gene Ontology annotation, biological process: cilium assembly; cilium movement; protein modification process. Gene Ontology annotation, molecular function: protein-glycine ligase activity, initiating. The record is from RefSeq and is a predicted model, not a curated record. NCBI's taxonomy places the organism in Eukaryota, Metazoa, Chordata, Mammalia, Primates, Cebidae.
CCGCCCCUGCUUGCCGCCUUGGCCGCGCCUUCAAGACCCUGGUCCUCCGCACCCAAGCCCAGGGCGACGUGGAUCCCCACCCCCUCGACUCCCCACACACCCUGGUCCUGGAUGACCCCUUGCCGCAGGAUGGUUCCCCAGUCGUCUGGCGACGAUUCUCCAAGGCGUCUAACAUGAACCGGCUCCAAAAUGCCAAAAUCCACGUGGAGAGAGCUGUCAAGCAGAAGAAGAUCUUUACCAUCCAAGGCCGCUACCCGGUGAUCCGGUGUCUCUUGCGCCAGAGGGGCUGGGUGGAGAAGAAGAUGGUCCAUUGCUCAGGCUCCACCCUGCUGCCACUCCAGAAGGAUCCGGAUAGCUCAGUGAUGGGUAACAGUGACACCACUGAGGAUGAGGAUGAAGAUGAGUAUGAGGAGUUCCAGCCACCACAGGUGUUCGACUUCGAUGAUUUACUGAAAUUUGAUGACCUAGAUGGAACACAUUCUCUGAUGUCUCGCAUGGUUCGGAAUGAGACUCCCUACUUCAUCUGGACCACUCGGCGGGACGUGCUUGACUAUCGCUUCCUCUCUAAGGAUCAGAUGAUAAACCACUACGCCCGGGCUGGCUCCUUUACCACAAAGGUGGGUCUAUGUCUCAAUCUCCGGAAUUUGCCAUGGUUUUAUGAGGCUGAUGCUGACUCCUUCUUCCCACGCUGCUACCGCCUGGGGGCUGAGGAUGACAAAAAAGCCUUCAUAGAAGACUUCUGGCUGACAGCUGCCCGCAACGUUCUCAAGCUGGUGGUAAAGUCUGAGUGGAAGUCAUACCCUAUACAGGCAGAAGAGGAAGAAGCCACAGGAGACAAGCAGCCCAAGAAACAGGAGAAAAACCAAGUGUUGGUGUCCCCAGAGUUUGUGGAUAAAGCUCUGUGUGCGUGCGAGGAGUACCUUAGCAACCUGGCCCACAUGGACAUCGACAAGGACCUGGAGGCCCCACUGUAUUUCAGCCCCAAGGACUGGUCCCUCUUCCUCCAGUGCUACUACCAAGUGGUCCACAAAGGGGCAGAACUCAGGCACCACGACACUCAGGUCCAGCACUGUGAGGACAUCCUGCAGCAGCUGCGGGCUGUGGUACCCCAGAUAAACAUGGAAGGGGAUCGCAACAUCUGGAUCGUGAAACCAGGAGCCAAGUCUCGCGGACGAGGCAUCAUGUGCAUGGACCACCUGGAGGAGAUACUUAAGCUGGUGAACGGCAAGCCCAUGAUGAUGGACAGCAAAUGGGUGGUACAAAAGUAUAUUGAGCGGCCCCUGCUCAUCUUUGGCACCAAGUUUGACCUGAGACAGUGGUUCCUGGUAACUGACUGGAACCCACUUACCGUGUGGUUCUACCGUGACAGCUAUCUCCGCUUUUCCACGCAGCCGUUCUCCCUGAAGAACUUAGACAAAUCAGUGCACCUGUGCAACAACUCCAUCCAGAAGCACCUGGAGAACUCAUGCCAUCGGCAUCCACUGCUGCCUCCAGACAACAUGUGGUCCAGCCAGAGGUUCCAGGCUCACUUGCAGGAGAUGGGGGCCCCAAAUGCUUGGUCCACCGUCAUCGUGCCUGGCAUGAAGAAUGCUGUGAUCCAUGCACUUCAGACCUCCCAGGACACUGUGCAGUGUCGGAAGGCCAGCUUUGAGCUCUAUGGCGCUGACUUUGUGUUCGGGGAGGACUUCCAGCCCUGGCUGAUUGAAAUCAAUGCCAACCCCACCAUGGCACCCUCCACAGCAGUCACUGCCCAGCUCUGUGCUGGUGUGCAAGCUGACACCCUGCGAGUCGUCAUUGACCGGCGGCUGGACCACAACUGUGACACAGGAGCCUUUGAGCUCAUCUAUAAACAGCCUGCUGUGGAAGUGCCCCGAUAUGUGGGCAUCCAGCUCCUGGUAGAGGGCUCCACCAUCAAGAAGCCCAUGGUGAUGUGUCAUCGGCGGAUGGGGGUCCACCCAGCACUCCCCCUGCUGAGCCAGAGAAGCUCUGGGGAAGACAAGGACUCGGGGACCCCUACCCACAGGUCAGCUUCUAGGAAAGAUGCUGGGGCCAGGAGCCUGGAGCACAGUGAGAAGCCAGACUCCACUGCCACCACUUCAGACCCCGGAAAGGGGAAGAAAGCCCCUCACCAUUUCCCCAGCCUCCACACCAAGGCCCAGCUGCCUUCUCCCCAAGUACUCCAACACCAGGGCCAGGUCCUCAGACAACAGCACAGCAAGCUGGUGGGCACUAAGGCCCUGUGGAUCACAGGCAAGGCCUUGAGGACUCUACCCACGCCCAAGGUCUUCAUUUCCCUCCCACCUAACCUUGAUUUCAAGGUGGCACCCAGCAUCCUGAAGCUAAGAAAGGUUCCUGCUCCCCUGUGCCUCCGAGGCCACCACCUGGAAAUGCGUUGCCUCUGCCCUUUGAAGUUGGAACAAUUCCUAUCACCCGUAAGAAAGGCAAGUUCAAGGCCAGACUGUGACAAACCCAGGGCUGAGGCCUGCCCUGUAAAGAGGCUGAGCCCCCUGAAACCCCUGCCCCUUGUUGGUACAUUCCAGAGGGGCAGGGGUCUGGGGGAUAUGAAGCUAGGGAAGCCCCUGCUUUGAUUCCCCACUGCCCUUGUCCUGGAUCCAACACCAAAUAAAAAGAAAGAAGUGAAGUA